This is a messenger RNA of Rhagoletis zephyria (snowberry fruit fly), 3099 nucleotides long. The record is from RefSeq and is a predicted model, not a curated record. Lineage: Eukaryota; Metazoa; Arthropoda; Insecta; Diptera; Tephritidae.
AUGUGCGGCGGUGUGUCCAUCAACACGGUGUACGUAGGUCAUCAGCAGGCCAAGGCUUGUCUCAUAUCUCGACUGAGCUGCGAAAGGGCGGGCACACGUUUCAAUGUCCGUGGCUCGAAUGACAACGGUCAUGUGGCCAACUUUGUGGAGACCGAGCAGGUCAUCUUCAUGGACAACAAAGUGGCCUCUUUCAUCCUAAUUCGUGGCUCUAUUCCGCUCUUUUGGGAGCAAACGGGCGUUCAGGUUGGAACACACAAGCUGAAAAUGUCACGUGGUUGUGAGAUUUCGCAACCUGCCUUUGAUCGCCACCUGGCCAUGAUUCAGUAUCUGUACGGAAAGCAGGUGCUGAUCAAUCUGGUGGGCAGUAAGGAGGGCGAACAGAUGAUUGGCACCAUGUACAAGAAGCACCUGAAGGCUUCGCGAUUUCACCAUGACAUGCCGUACAUUGCCUUCGACUUUCACUACUACUGUCCGCGAGGAAAGGAGGACAACCUGCACUCGAUGCUGAAGGAGCACAUUAAGCAUUCCAUUGACGAGUUUUCAUUCUACUUUUCGGAUGGACAGAACGCGAAGCAAUAUCAAACGGGCACCUUUCGCGUCAACUGCAUCGACUGCCUAGAUCGAACCAAUCGUGUGCAGACCUUCUUAGGCCUUGAAAUUUUGAUGAAGCAGCUAAAAAUGCUUGAGUUUGACGGUAAGGCGACGAUUGUCUCGCGCUUUCACGAGGUGUACAAGAACAUGUGGCAGACGAAUGGAGACCAAGUGAGUCGCAUUUACGCCGGCACUGGAGCGCUGGAAGGAAAAUCAAAGUUACGUGAUGGCACUCUGUCAGUUGCGAGGACGAUUCAGAACAAUCUACUGGACAACAGCAAGCAGGAGGCAAUCGACAUUCUGCUGACGGGCAAGCCGAUGAACAAUGAGUACGGAGACAAGGCGCGCUCGUUGCUGCCCAUUCAGUACCUUCACCUGCCAUCGUCCAUUCUGAAGCCGCUUAAUGAGCGCCUCUUUGAGUACACCUUCCCUACCAGCAUCAAGGUGGCCGUGGGCACUUGGAAUGUAAACGGCGGAAAGCACUUCAACAGCAUCAUCUACAAGAGGUCCGACCCACUGUCUGACUGGCUGCUGGACUGCAACAAGAACCAGACGCAGGCUGCUGGAAUGAAGAAUCUGCUCGACUUGUCGCUGAAUGACUCCCUCUCUGACUUGAAUGCCAACUCCCCCGAUCUCUUCGCCAUUGGAUUUGAGGAGAUUGUCGACUUGAGUGCUCAGAACAUUGUCGCCACCAGUACGACCAGUCAGAAGGAGUGGCUCACUGAGCUGGAGAAGACGCUCUCUCGCAAUGAACAGUACGUACUGGUCACCUCUGUGCAACUAGUUGGCGUCUGUCUCUUCCUCUUUACCAAGCCUAAAUACGCCCGCUACAUUCGUGAUGUGGCAACUGAUCAGGUGAAGACGGGCUUUGGAGGUGCCACCGGAAACAAGGGAGGCGUUGGCAUUCGACUGCGACUGUUCAGCUCGUCACUGUGCUUUGUUUGCUCCCACUUUGCUGCUGGUCAGCAUCAGAUUGCAGAGAGAAACUCGGACUUUAAGGAGAUUGGCAGAAAGUUGUUCAACUCUAUCGGCAAGUCACUGUCCUCGCACGAUUACGUCUUCUGGUGUGGAGACUUCAACUACCGAAUCGACUUAGAUAUUGAUGUAGUGAAGCAGUUGGUAGCAGAAGAAAACUGGGAAAUGCUGCUCAACUAUGACCAGUUGACUGUGCAGAAGAAGGAGGAUCACGCGUUCAGCAAGUACCUAGAGGGACCAAUCAACUUUGCGCCCACUUACAAGUACGACAUUAACAGCGACGACUAUGACACGAGCGAAAAGUCCCGUAUUCCUGCUUGGACAGACCGAGUUCUCUUCAGAAAGCGCCACCCUACAACUGCCGAGGAAAAGGAGUCUGGGGAGCUCAAUUAUGGAGAAAUUUUGUUCUACGGUCGAGCGGAGUUGAAGACGUCAGAUCAUCGGCCAGUGCUGGGCGAGUUUAAAAUUGACAUUCUCAAAGUGGACACUGAAAAGCGAAAUCAAGUGUUCCGCAGUGUUAUUGAGAAAAUCGGGCCACUUGAUGCGACAGUUAUCAUACAAGAGCAAAGCGAACUGAGUGGCCUCGGUGAGACUAGCAUCUUUGAUGAAGCGUACGUCCAGGAGAUUCUUGGCAAGUUGAACAAUGAAAUUGGCGAGAUAGUACUGGCUCGUUUCGGGGAAGACAACAUGCGUGUCACUUUCAAGGAUGGCGGACUGGCUAUGAAGAUAGCUAACAUUGGCUACAUCGAUGUCAUGGAAAAGCGAUUUAAAGUGACAUUGAAGACGCCCACAUGGACUGACCUUGUGGAGGAAGAGGUCCAGUACGGUGUCAGCAAUACUGUUUCACUGCUUGAGGGCGUCAAGCAGUUGGACAUUGACGACCUCAAUGAGUACGACCUGUCGAAGGUCUCCAGACCGAGCAGUCCUACCGACAGCGAGGGCUCUUUGAGCAUUGGCAACAGUGUUGCUCCUGCACGUCCACCACCUCCAGCAGCCUCCAAGACCACAAAUGGAGAGACGGCAAAACCAGUAUCCGAUGUUUCGGCCAAGCCAAUGAGGCCAGCCCCACCACCGCCGAGGCCACAGCAGCCAGCCGCCUCAGCGCUGAGCAAGCCAACUCCAGCGCAGUCCGUCUCUGCGCGUGAAGUAGUCACUCUAGCAAAUGACAGCAUGAAGGAUGACAGUUUCAAUGACAGUCUCAACUCUACCUUGAACUCUAGCUUUAACAUGCCACCGCCAGCAGUCACACCGCCUCUACCUCGCUUCGACAAUGACCAUUACGGUGACAACCUUGAAGGGGAGGAAGAUGGAGAAACCGCUGAGGACCUCGACGAAAGCUUUGACUAUGAGCCUUAUUCACCUGCACCAAAUCUCCCUCCCCCGAGUCUUCCAGCCCCUGCACCACCGGCCAAUCCCCCGCCGCCUCUGCCAAGCAACACUAACAUUCCAGCACCAUCAUCGGCAGCUCCAGCCCCACCGCCGAUUCCCUCACGUCGACCAUUGCCGACCAUUCCACCACGGAACAACACCUGA